This is a messenger RNA of Schistosoma turkestanicum, 1818 nucleotides long. Lineage: Eukaryota; Metazoa; Platyhelminthes; Trematoda; Strigeidida; Schistosomatidae. The record is from the annotation of a GenBank genome assembly.
AUGAAUCCACCAAUUUCUAAUCAUCACUGUUUACUUCGUCACGAUCCUGUUACUGCACGUGCCAUUUCUCGUUUAAGUCAUGGAGUUGCUCGUUUAACUGCCAGUCUCAAUAUCAAUAGACAGCAUCGACAUUUUCGUACCAGACAUGCAAAAUCUAAGAAUAGAACAGAAUCAGAAUCCACAUUCGAUGAUCGCCCACCCAUUACAACAGGUUCAAAACGCAAAUGGCAACCAGACAAGAUUGAAUUGGAUACAAUCAUGGAAUUAGAACAUUCUACUACAGCUGUUUACUUGAAACCAUCGGUAAAUUUACCAUCAUCAUCAUCAGCAUCAGCAUCGUCAUCAUCCUCGUCAUCCUCUUUAUUAUUAUCAACAUCUACAACAGCAAACAUAGAAUCAUUACAGCAUGUCUCUUUAUCGAUAGAUGCUUUAAAUUUACAAACUAAACCAUUUUCAUCAUUAAUUUCCUAUACAUCACAUCCGUUAUUGCCUAAAUCAUUAAGUUCCGAUCAUAUUGAAACGAUUGGACGUUAUUCUUCCGGAUCAUCAAUGCUAUCAGUGACUGGAUCAUCAGAUAAUAAUUAUGAUAGUGAUGCUUCUUCAUCACAUGAUGCUGACAUUGAAGAUGCAGAUCAUGGUGAUUUAGUUUAUUUUAAAGGUGGUGGUAGUGGUGGUAGGUCAUUAUUAUCACGUAUAAAUAGACGUAAAUCAUCUGUUCAUGAGAAACAUGCUUAUGAAUUAUGGAGACCAAUGGAUAGUGUGUAUAAUUCUGGUGCAGGUGGUGCGGGUGGUGGUGGUGAUUCAUCUGAUGGUCUGUCAAUAAAUAUCAAAAUUCCACGAUUAUCAUCGAUACAUUUACCGAAUACAACUGGAUUAAAUUGUGAACAUUCAUUGUCUAAGUUAUCAUCAGUUAACUCAUCAUCUAGUUAUCAACAGAUUAAAAGAAAUAUUACUACUAGUAGUAGUAGUAGUAGUAGCAUGCUAGCCUCUUCAUCAUCUGAUACAAAUCAUUGUCACCGUAAUCGUCGUAAUGAGAAAUGUUGUAAAUGUAGACUGCGAAAUGAAAGUGACCCUACCGAUGUUAAUCACAAACAUAGAGAAGUUAUUUGUAAUAAAAAUUCUAUCAAAACUGGUUCACAUUCGUUGUCUAGUAGUAGUAGUAGAAGUAGUAGUAGUUCUUCUUCUACUUCGUCUUCAUUGUCAACCAAAGAAUCAUUCAAUGAAAAAUAUUCCAAAAGUUUUCAUGUCUAUAAACAUCAUCGAUGCGUUGAUGCACUAGUGAAAAAAAAUCCAAUGAAUAUAAUGUCUCAUUGUAAAAAAUCUAAUCCACCUAUGAUUAAAUCAUCAUCAGCAGCAGCAUCAUCAGCUGUCAGAAACGAUCAAAAACAUGAUCAAUCGAAUUUGAUUGAUCCGAACAAAUUAAACUAUCCAUUAACCAAUUUCACUGAUUCCAUUUUGAAUGAAUCAAUUGUUGAUCCGGAAUGGAAGGAUAUAUUACAUACCAAUAAAUCAUCAAGUGGUCAAAUGCCUACACCUCCAUGGAUGAUGACGAUUAGCGAUAAUGAAUCAUCAUUCAGAGAUUCGGAUGAAUUGAAUUCGGAUCAGAGAAAAUUAAAAAAGAACACCACUCCUAAUGCGGACAACAAUCUACGUCCAUGUGUUGAUAAUUGGAAAAUACAAACGUUGUGCAAUGCGAAACCAUUAAAUGAAACUAAUAAAGGUCAUUGUUUAUUACAAAAACUUGGUUGGAAACCUGGUGAUAAAUUAGGCCGAAAUAAUCAAGGUCUAAUCACACCGAUUCAUUGUAUUAAAAACUAA